CUUCAUGGAGAAAAACACAUAAAUCACAAAUAUCUACAAAUGGCGGAAGCAGCAAAAUUUUUCGAAGAGACUUCAGAACCUGCAAAUUUCUUUGAAAAGAAGAGUCAGAUCGAGAAUUUUGUUGCUAAACACAAUGAAGAGAGUACACCCGUCGUUCUUGUUACGUCAGGUGGCACAACUGUACCAUUAGAAGGGAAUACAGUAAGAUAUAUAGACAACUUCAGCAUUGGAACAAGAGGGUCUGCCUCAGCAGAAUAUUUUCUGGAGCAUGGUUAUGCUGUUUUAUUCCUUCAUCGUCAGCGUUCCCUGCAACCUUUUACUCGACACCUUCCACAAUCACAUCUUCUUGACAUUCUGGAGGUCAAAGGUGACAAUGAGGGGCCAACACUUUGUGUCAAACAAGAGAGCACAUCAAAGUUGCUGAACAUAAUUCAGAAAUACCAUGCAGUUCAACAAGAAGGGAGACUACUCAUGAUAGAGUUUACAACUCUGGUGGAUUAUCUGCACUUGCUGAGAGCUUCUUCUCUAAUACUGUCAACUCUAGGGAAGAAAGCUUCAUUGUACUUAGCAGCAGCAGUGUCUGACUUUUACAUUCCAAAAAAUAAAAUGCCACAGCAUAAGAUACAGUCAUCGAAUGGUCCCCUGCAACUUUCUUUGGAGCUGGUUCCCAAAAUGCUUGAAGCUCUCGUGAAAAACUGGGUCUCAUCAGCAUUUGUUGUAUCAUUUAAGUUAGAGACGGACCCAAACUUGCUGACUGUCAAAGCCCAACAAUCGCUGGAAAAGUACGAGCAUCAACUAGUCAUAGGAAACAUACUUGAUACCAGAAAAUACGAGGUUGUGUUUGUGACCAAUAGUGACAUAGACUGGAUAAAGUUGGACGAUAAAGAUAUACAGAACGGUGUUGAGAUAGAAAGUAAAAUUGUGAAAAAUAUAGUUGAAAGGCAUAGACAGUUUUGUUGCGAAUGAUUCUUUACAAUAUAUUUGGUUUUUUAGCUCAUCUGUCACAAAGUGAGCUUUUGUGAUCUCUUUUCGUCCGGCCGUCCGUAAACUUUUACUUAAAAUGACAUCUCCUCAUAAAAAAAAAAAAACAAAAAAAAACACUAAGCUAAUUUCAUUCAAACUUCACAGGAAUGUUCCUUUGGUGGUCACCUUUAAAAGCUGUUCAAAGAAUUUAAUUCCAUGCAGAACUCUUUCGCAAAACUUAAAAAUCUUCUUUGAAAUAAUCCAAAUAACUAGAGUUUAGAUUCUUUUAAAAAACCCUGAGAGCUAGACCUUAGAUAUUUGGCAUGAAGCACCAUCUAGUAAGUGUCUACAAAGUUUGUUAAAAAAAAGCCCUGGGGUCAAAACUGGCCCCGCCCCUUGGGUGUCAAUGUUUUUAACUAUAUUUGUACAGCUGGUCAUUGCUUUACAAUAUACAUUGUAUGUGUGUAGUAAAACCUAAACAUCAUGAAACAUCUUCUAAUGGGUGUCUUCCAAGUUUGUUCAAAAAUAAAAGCCCGGGGUUUAAACUGGGCCUGCUCCAGGGGGCCUAUAUACAGGUGAGCGACCUGAGGGCCAUCAUGGCUCUCUUGUUAUUAUUUAAAUUGUAACAAUUAUUUGAAAAAAGAAAUACUGAUGAUAUAUUAUAGAUUUUAAAAUAUAUAUUAUAGAUUUUAACAUUUUAUCUAUUAAUUGUAUUUAUACAAAUGUAGAUAGUAGAUAGAAAGCGGGACUUGGUGUGUAUAUUCAUACAUAUAUAUUAUAUGGAUAAUUGCAAGGGAUGGGAAUGAAAAAGCUAAAAAUAAGUAUUGGUAUGAUAUGUUAUACUUUAUAUCCGUACGUUUGGUUGAUUGGGCCAUGAUAAUGUUUAUACUAAAGAGACAAUAUACAGUAUAUUAUAUUGAAAAUAAGUGACCUCAUAUGAGCCACGUCACGACAAAACCAACAUAAUGGGUUUGCGUCCAGCAUGGAUCCAGACCAGCCUGCUCAUCCGCGUAGUCUGAUCAGGAUCCAUUCUGUUCUUUAUCAGUUUCUCUACUUGUAAUAUGGUCUGUAUGCGAACAACAUGGAUCCUGAUCAGACUACGCAGAUGUGCAGGCUGGUCUGGAUCAAUGCUGGUUGGAAACCCAUUUUGUUGUCAUGAUGCGGCUCAUUAAUGAUAAUUAGUUUAUAUCACACAAGUAUUUAAGUAAGAAAAAUAGUUUUUAAUUUUUCUGGAUAUAUAGAGAACUCAAGGUAUUAAUGAAAUCCUCUGUCCAUCCAUGGUAAGAACUUAGUACUAUGUUUUUCCUUUUGUAUUUGAAGGCUCAUUAUGUCACAGAAAUGAAUAAUUUUUUCUCUCUUUAGAAUUAGCAAACAUGAGUUUUAUCAUGAUGAAAUAAUGGUUUUAGAGCAUGUAAAAUGCUUAUAACAUGAAAAAAAUAGCGUCAAAUGUGAAAUUAUUUGUCAUAAAUAGUUGCAAAUUGAAAACAAAGUACUAUUUUGACUUAAGUAGUAUUUUGACUUCUAAACAGAAUACUAAAUUACCAUAACUGCCUUUAUAACCAAAAGGCGUCAGAAGCAAUAGAUGGUGAGGCUUAUUGGCCAAUGAUUAAACUUUUUUGAAACUAUUACAGCACACAAAAAAUAAAUAAGCUUUGAGAAAUAAAGAAUAAAAUCAUUUCUGGGUGAUAAUGGGCCUUUAAAUGACACUUUUACAUGUUUUUGUUUUAUGACACAUCUGUAUGUGUCUCCUAUAUCAGUUAUCCAAGAUAUAUGCAUAAUAUAUUUAUAUUAAUUUUUAAACAAGAUGUUUCACUGUUUAUGUAUAAAAUUCUCAAUAUUUUCUCAUGUAAUUUUUUAUCUGACAUGUGUUAUGUGUAUUUUAUAUAACCUGUUGUUACAGAAUUUUGUUGUUUUCAUACUUCAACAUAUCAUUACUUUUAAGGAUGUAAAGCUAUAUUUAAUGAAAUACUUUUAUUAGAUUCAUAAACUUUAAAAUUAGGUUGUUUCCAUUAUGUUUUAUAUUCCCUUUGAAGCUUGUCAGAGUGAGGUAUUGAGCAACACAAUGGUUGUUGAUCAGGUGAGGGAUGAGUUGUCUCAGCUGAGCUGUUACACCAUUUCUUGCUCCAACCAUUACACUUGAUCCAUCAGUUCCAAAGGCACACAUCUUGGUGAGUGGAAGUUGUAGUUCUUGAAGAUGUAUUGUCAAGCUGCUGGUAAUGGUUUCUGCCUUGCCAUUGGGAAAUGGUAGGAUUGAAAGGAAUCUCACCUGACUCAGGCCGACCUUCAGGAAUCUUUUAUAAAUAAUGAUUUUAUCUAACAUAUCACAAUUCUAAAUUUGAAUUAAUGGAUCUUAAACAAGUUCUAAAAAAUAAAAAAGUAAAUGCUAAAUAAAAUUAAUAUCUUCCAUUUUAUCAUUUGUAAAAGCACUGAAGUAGGGGUGUACUUGGCUGAGUGGUUUUGUUGAUUUCAAACCACUAACCCCUCACCUACUUGGUAGAGUUUUAACUGUUAUGCAUGUGCCAUUCAACCCUAAAGAAAUAUACAAACAUGAUUUUUUCUUAAAGAUAUUUUGAAAUAUUCCUUCUAUAUGCCUAUUUUUAAAAAUGUGACAUAAUUAUGGGAUCAGUUUUGCUGUGUCCAAGGUCAGAAGAAGUCUGCUGGAUAAGCUCAGUAGGGGACAUCAAUUUAUAUUGUAAUCCAGAAGAAAUUGGUAAUUACUGGUUACAUAUCCAAGAAGGCCGGUUAUGUACACUAACUUUCAGAGAUAUGACCAAAAAUUUGUUGAGAAAUUAGUGUAGAAAAACAGACAAACAGUCAAAAUGAAAGAUUAAGUACAUGUAUUAGUGGAUUGUAGUCAUUAUGAAUUGAGGGAUGUUAAUGUUUAUGUAGACAGGGCUUUUUUAUAGCUGAAUAUUUGGUCAUAUUCCCAAUUGAAAAUAGUAUAUUAUUUUCUCAAUCCACUGGAAAAAAUUCCCAAUUCAAAGUUACAAAAUAUAAAAAAAAAAAUAAAUAACUAAAAUCUUUGAAAAUAAAGAGGCUGCUUUACUGUAAUAGUGCUUAAAUGUUUGAAAAUGCCAUUCUAGACAGUGAUUGUUUGGAUUCAUUUAAUUACUUCAAAUUUUCAGUCAUGCAUUUUUCCCCCAAUUUUUGACAAAACACCUUCGAAAUUCCCAAUUCCAUAGGUGACAAACAUGAGACUGAGACUUUGUGAUGGGUGUGUUUUGUGACAAUGACAUGAGACUGAUGGAAAUUGAAACAGUAAGAUUUAUUUUAUCUACAUGUAACAGAUGUAUAGCUUUAUGCACUUAAAAGUAACACCUGAGAUGAUGUUUUUUCUGUAUCAUAACAAAAUGUUUGUUAUGAUAAUUAUAAUAUUGCUACAGUCAAUUUGAGAUUUGUUAAAUUAUUUCUGAUUUGGAAACAAAUGUGUAUUAGGUUAAGCAAACAUGAUUAAAAAAACUUUAUGCAUAUAUAAGGAGAAUGAAAGUUUAAUCCUUUACCCUGCUGAAUCUUGUCCUACACUGGUCACAUGAUUGGUUAAUCUUCCCCUACGGAAUCUUGGUCUGCAAUGGUGACAUAUUUAUGAUUAAUCCUUAUUCUACUGAAUUUUGGUCUUCACUGGCCGAUAUUAAUGUUUAAUCCUUACACCUGCUGAAUAUUGGGCUGCUUUGGUCGCAUAUUAAUGAUAAAUUCUUACCCUUGCUGAAUUUUGGUUUGCAUGGGUCACAUAUUAAUGUUUUAUCCUUACCCUGCUGAAUCUUGGUCUGCACUGGUCGCAUAUAAAUGUUUUAUCCUUAACACUGCUGAAUUGUGGUCUGCCCUGAACUCAUAUUAAUGAUUAAUCCUUACCCUUGCUGAAUUUUGGUCUGCACUGGUCGCAUAUGAAUGUUUUAUCCUUACCCUUGCUGAAUCUUUGUCUGUACUGGUCACAUAUUAAUAUUUAAUCCUUGCCCCUGCUGAAUUUUGGUCUGCACUGUCACAUAUUAAUGUUUAAUCCUUACCACUGCUGAAUCUUGGUCUGCAUUGGUCACAUAUUAAUGUUUAAUCCUUGCCCCUGCUGAAUCUUGGUUUGCACUGGUCACAUGUUUAUGGUGAAUCUUUACCCCUGCUGAAACUUGGUCUGCAUUGGUCACAUAUUAAUGUUUAAUCCUUGCCCCUGCUGAAUCUUGGU
Ruditapes philippinarum (Manila clam) is the source of this 5134-nucleotide messenger RNA. Its product is annotated as phosphopantothenate--cysteine ligase-like. Gene Ontology annotation, biological process: coenzyme A biosynthetic process. Gene Ontology annotation, molecular function: phosphopantothenate--cysteine ligase activity. Lineage: Eukaryota; Metazoa; Mollusca; Bivalvia; Venerida; Veneridae. The record is from RefSeq and is a predicted model, not a curated record. The transcript has 6 exons. The coding region runs from base 40 to 966 and encodes 308 amino acids. Gene Ontology annotation, cellular component: nucleus; cytoplasm.